Gongylonema pulchrum is the source of this 3477-nucleotide messenger RNA. Lineage: Eukaryota; Metazoa; Nematoda; Chromadorea; Rhabditida; Gongylonematidae. The record is from the annotation of a GenBank genome assembly.
AUGAGCUGGAACGGGACGAUGAUGUGCGAUGUAAUGCCAACCAUCUCUGAGGAUGGCGUCGAUCCUCAACCAGGUACGGGUUCAGAAUCCGGCGAAUUGGCUGCUGCUAGCGGCGAUCAAAAUCGCAUUGAGCAGCUGAUGGUUAAUAUGCUCGAUGAACGCGACAAAUUGCUCGAGCAGUUGCAGGUACGUGUCUUUCCCUUGAACUUAUACUUCAGGCAUAGACUUCUUUCGACCCAGUUGCGUGAGCAGUUACUGGAGAAAGAUGAAGAAAUUGUGGAACUAAAAGCGGAACGCAACAAUACACGAUUGCUUCUCGAGCAUUUGGAAUGCUUGGUGUCGCGGCACGAGCGUGCAUUGCGGAUGACGGUGAUGAAGCGACAGGCCCAAAGCCCAGCAGCUGGAGUGAGCAGUGAGGUUGAGGUUUUGAAAGCGCUGAAAUCACUCUUCGAACAUCAUAAAGCGCUUGAUGAAAAAGUCCGAGAACGUUUGCGUGUUGCAAUGGAACGUGUUGCAACAUUAGAAGAUGAGCUUGCGGCAAAAGGCGACGAAAACUCGUCCCUCAAAGCGAAGCUGGCGAAGGUUACGGCCGAGGCUGAGGAAGCGCACCAGCAGCUGAGUGCUUCGCAAAAUGGUUUGGCGACCGGCGUCGAAAAGCAGCAGCAAGGACAACAGCAAAUUGGGCCAGCUGAGUCAGCCGGGGCAUUGGUGGAAUUGCAGGAAGCAUGCCAGCGGCUUAAACAGGAUCUAGCAAGUAGCAUGCAGCAGUGCCAGGAGCUCAGUAAUCGAAAUACUGAAUUGGAGGGGCAGCUCACUGCAGCGCAAAAAGAAGGUCGCAUGGAGCAGGAGCAGGCUAACAAAUUACAGCACCUUCUGCAAGAGCUGCAAGCUCAGCGUGAUGAUCAGGAAGCACGGAUUUCCACACUCGAAAGCCGGUACAUGAGUGCACAGCGGGAAGCAACAUGCUUGCGCGAUCUGAACGAUAAGCUGGAGCAUCAGCUUGCAAACAAAGAUGCAGCAGUUCGGCUGAAUGAAGAAAAAGUGCGCAGUUUGCAAGAACGUCUUGAAUUGGCCGAGAAGCAGUUAGCACAAAGUCUAAAGAAAGCGGAAUCGCUGCCAAGUGUGGAAGCUGAAUUGCAGCAACGCAUGGAAGCGCUCACUGCUGCUGAACAGAAACAACUGAGUGCCGAGGAGCAAAUGAAUCGGCUAGCGCGACAGGUAGAAGAACGCAGUGCGGAACUGGAAAGGGCGGUGCAAAGGGAAAAAAUGAAUGAGGAGCAUAACCAGCGGCUGUCAUCUACGGUUGAUAAGCUGCUUAGUGAAUCUAACGACAGGUUGCACAGUACGCCAAUGAUGUUGCCGGUGGCACCAGCGCCAGUACCUGUACAACCACCGCCUGGACCGGGAGGACCACCUCCACCGCCCGUCGUGACUGUGGCACCUCCUACGGCUGCAGCAGUGUAUGGUGGAUUACGCCGCACACAGAAAGGACGCCUGCAGGCGCUGCAAGAAGAUCCAGGCAAAGUGCAGACGCUGAAUGAGCAAGAAUGGGAUCGGUUGCAGCAGGCGCAUGUAUUGGCUAAUGUGCAGCAGGCUUUUUCAUCUUCGUCAUCGAUGAUGGAUAUGACUGGUGGUGUUGGCGGCACAGCAGCAGCCGGUCCUCCAGGGCCUACUGCGCCUGCAAUUUCGGGGUCGGCAGAUCCACAUGCUCUGGCCAGUAUGUUACAGGAAAGGUUGAAUGCGAUAAAUUCGGAGAUUCGAUUGAUUCAGCAGGAGAAGACGCAUGCCGAACGCAUUGCCGAGCAGUUGGAGAGUCGCGCGACAGCAGCCGCUGCAGCGGCCGCUGCUGCAAGCGAAGAGCAGCAGGCGCUGUCAGCACGAUCAACGCCACGUAAUUCACCACAGCAUGAUUUUUUGGUCAGCAAGUACAAUACGUUACCAGCUAAUGCUUCAACGUCGUCGUAUACACAUGGUGCUAGCGCUGGUGGUGCUGCAGGAUUAGUUGAUUCCUACAGUCAUCAGUUUGGUGCGACAGAUGAUAUGUCAAACGGUGUGGCUAACUUGGAGUACGGUAUUUGUGCUGGUGGCCGAAGAUAUCCGACAACUGCUGUAGCUGAUCCACUGCAACAUUCGUUCACGGGCCCACUUUUCGAUGAUGAAUAUGGCAGUGGCCCAGCUCCUCCGGGAAUGCUGUUGGAUCGACUGUCGCCGGCAUCAUCCAUCACUUCCUCACAGCACGAUCAGUCGCCUGUCUAUGGUGUACCAACCAGUGGCAAAGGUGCCAAAAAGCAGCGCUCAUCGACGGCCGCGAAAACGCUUGGACGAUUAUUCAACAAGAAGGCCAAAAAUAGUAGCAGUUUGCGACAGCUGGCACAGUACGACCAGGGUGGUUAUUCGGACAGUGAAAUUUCAUCAGUGGAAGGUGUUGCAAUUACUGCGAGUGCCGCUACUUCGUCAUCCGUCCCACCAGGCAAAUCGGUGAACGGUGGUGUAGUACUGGGUGCGACUGCAGCUGCAGAUUUUGAUCGGCGGAAAAAAAAGAAGUAUGAGUUAUUGGAAGAGGCGAUGAAAGCUCGUACUCCGUUUGCUUUAUGGAAUGGUCCAACGGUUGUGGCGUGGUUGGAACUUUGGGUCGGCAUGCCUGCUUGGUAUGUGGCAGCCUGUCGUGCAAACGUAAAAAGCGGUGCGAUUAUGAGUGCGUUGUCCGACCAGGAGAUUCAGCGUGAAAUUGGCAUCUCAAACCCAUUGCAUAGGCUAAAACUACGAUUAGCAAUACAAGAAAUGGUCUCGCUGACAUCCCCGUCGGCACCGCGAACAGCACGUGCCACCCUAGCAUUCGGCGAAAUGAACCACGAAUGGAUUGGCAAUGAGUGGCUGCCGUCACUAGGCUUGGCACAGUAUCGGCCCACAUUUAUGGAAUGUUUACUGGAUGCGCGGAUGUUGGAGCACCUGUCGAAGCGCGACCUGAGGACGCAUUUGAAAAUGCUUGACAACUUUCAUCGAGCCAGCUUACAGUAUGGAAUUAUGUGCUUAAAAAAGCUCAGUUAUGAUAAGAAAAUACUGAUGGAAAGGCGAAAAGCUUGCGAAAAUGUGAAUCGAGACGUGUUGGUGUGGACUAAUGAUCGAGUAGCACGCUGGGUUGAGGAAAUUGGCCUUGGCGCUUAUGCAUCUCAGUUACGAGAUAGUGGUGUACACGGUGCUCUCAUUGCUCUUGAUCAUACAUUCGAUGCUCAGAGCCUCGCUUUGUCACUGCAGAUACCGCCACAGGACUUCUCAGCACGUCAGUUGUUAGAACAGGCAUUUGAACAGCUGCUGAUCAGUGGCGAUUGUCGCGGCGGUGCAGUCACAGCUGGCACUAGUGUUGGUACUUCAGAUUAUCGUGGACCUGCUGCUAGUGCAGUAAACUCAGCAGCAGCGAGUGCAGCUAUGACAACAAAAGCUUACUCAUCUGUACCACCACCAUCUCCUCCAAGCUAA